AUGGCGUUGCAGCUCAGGAGCGGGGAUGCAGCAUACUACCAGAGUGCAGAAUACUGCAGAAACUACACUUCGCCGCCUGUCAGCUACGGUGACAGCAGCCAUUAUCUUGCACGUUUGCCAGGUCCAGAAACCAUUCUGAAGCCUCCUUUAAGUCUCUUCAGCCAUCCCCAGCAGCCAUUCCAACACAUGGACUCUCUGCAUCACUUGGGACCUCCACCGAUGGCUCCUACGCAGCCUCUUGUCUCUCCUCUUGUAGCUCGUGCUCAGGCAAUUGGGCCUCCAACUAUGGCUCCUGCCCAGACUCUAGGGCCUCCUCACAUAGCUGCUACUCAUACAUUACGACCACCUCUUAUUACACCAACACAUACCUUAGCUCCCCCACCAUUGCCUCCAACUCAACCGCUGGGGCCUCCACCAAUGGCACAUACUUUGGGGCCCCCGCCUGUAGAUCCAACACAAGCAAUAAUACCUCCCACCAUGGACCUCACACAGCCACUGGGGCCUCUACAUCUGAACCCUACCCAGGCACUGAUGCCCCCACCUGUAGUGACACCUGGAGCUGGCCGACUUCCCCUUCCUCCCAGUCCUUUGUCUUCACCUCCUGCGCCAGGUCUUGACCUGUCACAGAUGCCUCAAAGGCCCCCAGGACCUUCCCUUGCCCCAGCCCCAGUUUCCAGCCUCAUCUGUGGUCCUCUUCCAGGUCAAGCAGCUCCAGCAAGUGAGCAGCCCCAGGAUGAGGGCUCCUCUCUGGGGAUGGAGGAUCAGGAGGACUCUCUGGGGCUAGAAGAAUUGUGUAAACCACUCUACUGUAAACUCUGCAACGUUACACUCAACUCUGCUCAGCAGGCACAGGCUCACUACCAGGGAAAGAAUCACAGUAAAAAGCUAAGAAAUUUCUACGCUGGUAGUCAACAGCCCCCAGCCAUCAGGAUCCCUGAAGUCCUUGAGGGGGCUGGCCAGACAGCUGUUAGCUCAGGAUCUGGUGACAGUGAUGUAGGCAGGCAGGCACUGUAUAAAGGGGCACCUCGGGUCAUCUUGGCGACAGAGAACGACUAUUGUAAAUUGUGCGAUGCCUCCUUCAGUUCACUAGCAGUUGCACAGGCUCACUACCAGGGCAAGAACCAUGCCAAGAAGCUACGACUGGCUGAGGCCCAGCAGAACUCCAAUAACAUGGAAAGCAACAAUGAAGCAGCUAUUCGAAGAAACCGAAAAGAUGGCAGUGAAUACCGACUGGUGAAAAACCGCAGAAGCCCACAGAUGGCUGCUGCCAUGCCAGGGCCAUACUACAACCCCAGGCCAAGACAGCGCAUCCCCAGGGAUUUGGCCAUGUGUGUGACUCCCAGCGGACAGUUUUACUGCUCCAUGUGCAACUGUGGUGCUGAGCAGGAGACGGACUUCAGGCAGCACCUGGAGAGCAAGCAGCACAAAGCCAAAGUGUCGGAGUUAAGAUACCGCCACGAAAUGGAAAACCUCGGCUACAGCUAAGAAACACUAGAGGGGAGAGAAAGACAGAUCCAAGCCAGACUAGAUAGUGAGUUAAAGCACACAGGGCAGUGAAUGCAAACACUUGCUCAUGUUUUAAGGGGCAUAUUUAGUGAGAGCCAUUUUCCCAAACAGCCACCAGAUCUUGUUGCAAUUCAGUUGAUAUACGAAUUACACAUUAAAUCUUGACAGGAGCAUAUAUUAAUCAAUGGCUGUAGCUCAAAUGGUAAAUUAGGUUGUCUGCUAAGUUCAUGGUUGACAGUUUGAUCUCCAGCUCCUCCUGUCUAUAUAUCAAAGUGUCCUUGGGCAAGACGCUGAACCCCAAGUUCCUUCUGACAAGCAGGCCAGCUCUGCCUGUCCCAUCUGCUCGAACACAGAAAAAUAUAAUUGGAUUUGAGCUGUUUACCAUCACUGAAAUUCAGUCUGAAUAUCAGGACUAAGUCAGGGCGCCACAUCAAGAAAAUAUUUUUAACACAGCUCAGAAAGAAAAGGGAAACAUAUGUCAUGUUAUUUUAUAAUGAACAGGAUUACUUUUUCCUAUUUUUUUUAACCCACUAUAUUUUCUUUUCUGGUUUACUCUUCACCAAAACUUUGAGCAGGAUUCAUUCUGACUCGGAGUAUAAUUGCAUGAAAACAAAUUGCAGGAAAAAAUAUACUCAAGGAAGAAGAAAGAGGUAUGCAGAAAAUUCAAGCAGCAAGAGAGAAUGAAAAAUACAGAAAUGCUGGGGGUAGAAGUAAAAUCAUGGAAACACUAGGUCAUGACGUUUUGGGAAAACAAUCAGGACAAAGAAAAACAUUUUAAAUUUAGGUUAAUUUUUUAAUUCUUGUAUAUGAAUCAUAAGUACAGCUAUUUUGCACAGACCUUGCAGCAGGGCCAUUUUUUUAACUGCAGUGUCACAAAUGACACAGAGGAGCAAAUUCAGCAACAUACCAGAGGUAAUAAAAUUCAAUGCACUACUUGCUGACUUAAAAAAAGCAAAGCACAAUAAACUUCAUCUACUCUAAUAGUGUUACUUGAAUUGAAGUGUCAGCUGACGUCUGAUCAGUCCUUUGGUUAAAUUUCAGUCUAAAGGC
Messenger RNA from Melanotaenia boesemani (Boeseman's rainbowfish), 2556 nucleotides. It is a transcript of the gene zmat3, whose product is annotated as zinc finger, matrin-type 3. Bases 1 to 1485 code for a protein of 494 amino acids. The transcript is spliced from 6 exons. Gene Ontology annotation, molecular function: zinc ion binding; nucleic acid binding. The record is from RefSeq and is a predicted model, not a curated record. Lineage: Eukaryota; Metazoa; Chordata; Actinopteri; Atheriniformes; Melanotaeniidae.